AGAAUACCAAGAUUGGCAAGGAGACAUAUAAAGAUAUGAUCACCCACCACUUCAUUCCCUGUGUCUUGAAAUUCACCUCUGCAGUUGGUGAUGAUUCACUCUGGAAAGAACUAAACCGAGCAAUUCUGUUGAAACUUCGAAAUGAUGAUGAUGAUCCUCUUGUGAUCUUAGCAGCACUGGAAACUUUUGAAGCCCUAAUUGAUGCCUUUGGUGAAGAUUACUUACAGCCUCUUCUUGCUGACAUAAUGCCAUACAUAACAGAAGUAUUUGAAACAGUAGAUCCUGAAAUAGAAGCUGCCACAAAGAAAUUUACACAAAAAUGGAAGCCAUAUUAGGCGAUUCGUUCAGGUCUUAUCUUGACAGAUAAUGAUGUACAAACUAAUAUAAGAAAAUCUAAAUAAAUAAAAACUUGA
Macrobrachium nipponense is the source of this 413-nucleotide messenger RNA. Its product is annotated as HEAT repeat-containing protein 1-like. Gene Ontology annotation, biological process: maturation of SSU-rRNA from tricistronic rRNA transcript (SSU-rRNA, 5.8S rRNA, LSU-rRNA); positive regulation of transcription by RNA polymerase I. Lineage: Eukaryota; Metazoa; Arthropoda; Malacostraca; Decapoda; Palaemonidae. The record is from RefSeq and is a predicted model, not a curated record. The transcript is spliced from 2 exons. Gene Ontology annotation, molecular function: snoRNA binding. Gene Ontology annotation, cellular component: small-subunit processome; 90S preribosome; t-UTP complex. Bases 36 to 335 code for a protein of 99 amino acids.